Boeremia exigua is the source of this 2228-nucleotide messenger RNA. Its product is annotated as Cullin repeat-like-containing domain protein. The transcript has 2 exons. Gene Ontology annotation, cellular component: exocyst. Gene Ontology annotation, biological process: intracellular protein localization; Golgi to plasma membrane transport; exocytosis. Bases 222 to 2228 code for a protein of 668 amino acids. Lineage: Eukaryota; Fungi; Ascomycota; Dothideomycetes; Pleosporales; Didymellaceae. The record is from RefSeq and is a predicted model, not a curated record.
CCAUCCGCAUCGCAGGCCACCGCCGCCAGUCUGCCCUCGCCCGGCCAGUCAACCGCCUUCUCCCAGGCAGCCAGGCCAUCCGCGCCAAUCUCCUGGCCCUCAGUCGCCAAUCUUCCCCAACACCCGCCGCCGCAGCCAGGUCCUCGACACCCAGGAGGUCCCCGACACCCACACCAUACCACCACCCGACCCUCGAUCGCCAAUCUUCCCGACCGCCCACCAUGUCGGACAAGCAAAAGGGCAUGUCGCUGCGCAAGAAGCGCGGCGUCAAGAGCAAGAAGACGGCCCCGACCAUCAGCGCCCCGCGCCAGAUCAGCGCCCCCAUGCCCACCGCCCUGCCGCAGGCCUCGCGCCCGUCGCAGGACUCCGCCCGCGACCGCAGCCGGGGCCCGGACGACCGCCAGCAGCGCGCCCGCGCCGACCGCACCGCCGACCUGGUCAAGCGCCGCUACUCGCAGAAGGUCAUGCAGCUGCCCAGCGACUUCCCCGGCGCCGGCGCCCCGAUGCCCGCCCUGCCGCCGCUGCCCAGCCAGUACCGCGACCGCGACCCGAGCCAGACGCGCGACCGCGACGACCGGCCCGCCGACGCCCGCAGCCUGCGCGUCGACAUGCGCGUGCUGCGCGACCCCAACCUGCAGGCCGACCAGUACGUGGCCGCCAUGCUGGCCGACGCCUCCGAGGACGACAUCCGCCGCUACCAGGAGGAGCUGCGCAAGGCCAAGCACCGCACCUCGGUCGACCUGCAGAGCAACGUCUACCAGAACCGCACGCAGUUCAUCAAGAUCAGCAAGGAGGCCGAGAAGCUCAAGGGCGAGAUGCGCACCCUGCGCCAGCUCAUGGCCGACCUGACCACCACCCUCGAGCAGACGGCCUCGGCCACCGCCAACGACGCCGUCAGCGCCCGUCGCGCCAACCGCAGCUCCAUCGGCGACCUCAACCAGAUCCGCGCCGGCCAACUGCAGCAGCUGUACCGCGACGUCGAGGGCUCGCAAAAGUACCUCCCGCCCAUCCCGGGCCGCUUCAUCGUGUGGAAGUCGCGCCGCUGGUUCGAGCUGGACUCGGCCACCCUCAAGGCCCGCCGCCGCGUGCGCCUGCUGCUGCUCAACGACCACCUGCUGCUCGCCGCCGAGAAAAAGGCCCGCAACGACAUCGCCGGCCAGCGCGACCGCAACCGCUCGGCUGUCGAAUACGUCGCCCAGCGCUGCUUCGCCCUGCAGGACGUCCAGGUCUCGCGCGCCCCCGAAGAGCGCGUCAUCAUCCGCGUCGGCAACGAGUCCAUCACGCUCGACACCAAGCAGGAGGACACAGGCGACAAAAUCACCUUCCUGUCCACCUUCCGCAAGACCAAGGACGACCUGCGCAAGAGCCAGGAAGCUGAGGUCGAGGAAAAAGACCGCACCCAGGACAGCUACAACCACAUGCUGUCCCGCGACCCCGGCCUGCGCUCCCAAACCGAGCUCCUCGAGACCAUGAGCGAGGGCGUCUCCAACAACAACGCCAGCACCUUUGUCGACAUCGACGGCCAGACGCGCAACAUCCGCUGGGUGGAAGCGCAGCUCGACGACCUGGACAUUGAGAUAGCGCUGCAGCACUUCAGCGCCGCCGUGGCCAAAGUCGAGAAGCUCAAGGCCCUGAGCCAGAACAUGCGCGGCAACGAAAUGGCAAAGACCAUCGUCACCUUCAAGGUCAACGAGCGCGCCGCCCGCCUCGCCGCCGUCCUCGUCCGCCAGCUCGCCGACGGAAACGCCUGGAACGGGCCCGUCACGCAGCACGUCACGUGGGUCAUCCGGCUCGGCUUCGAGGACCGCGCGCGCGAGGCGUACCUCGACGCGCGCAGUGCCAUGAUCCGGACGCGUGCGCGACAGUGCACCUUCGAAGGCAACCUCCCCGACUACAUCUUCCAACUCUCCUCUAUCUACUUCCUCGCCCUCCGCAACACCGUCGCCACCUUCCAGUCCUGCUUCCCCCCGCCCCUCAUGUCCGCGUGCGUCAAAUGGGCUAAAGAACACGUCGACCGCUUCAAUGUCGUGCUCGAGCGCCAGCUCAGCAGCGUCGAGCGCGAGGGGGAGACGUGGAGGGAGUGUUUGGGGCUCGCGCAGGAGCAUGCAGGGUUGUUGAGGGAGGUGGGGUUGGAUUUCUCGGAGUUGGUGGGGAGGGGGGGGGAGGAGGGGCUGCUAAUAGGUGGGGAGAGGGGCGAGAGGGCGCCGGUGGGGUUGGGGGUUUCGUAG